AUGACAACUAUAGAUUUUACAGCUAUACCAAACACAUCGGCAAAUGAGAUUCAAGAAAACGUUACAACACAUAAUAUUCUUGUUUUAUCAAUGAUAAUUCAUUAUAUUAAAGAAUAUGCUAAGAUAUAUCAAAAACCUAUUGACAAGUCAUUAGAUACUGUGCAAACUUCAAAAUUUCAUCGUACAUUUAGUAUGCUUGCUUUGCACCUAAUUCAAUGUCCAGAUCUUUCACUUGGUGAAUUAAUCAAUUUAAUAUCAUGUGGAAAAUACCAGCUACCUCAGGACUUUAUUGAAUCGUUUUACUCGGAAGUAUACCAAAUGACAAAUACUAAUCUAAAUGUUAUAGCAGACAUGUUCAAAACUUUAGAUGGUACGUCAUUAGAUAAUGGAUUACCAAAAGUACAUCAAAUAAAAAUUAUUAAUGGCAGUAGUCCUGUUGGCAUAUUUUUACGACGUGUAAUGGUAUUUUUUAAUAAAAUGCAGUUUUUACAAACUGAAGCUGUUAUAAAAGAAGUGAGAACUCAUUGCAUUAUGGAAAUGAAAAAAAUUGUGGGACUCACACCCAAGGAAAUAGUAAUAAUUGAAAAAGAAGACACUAGUCCAGAAGGUAUAGAAAUGGUAAAAAUAACUAAGACAAUCAAUGGAAUUAUUGAAAUGAUUAACAUAAAUUAUCAGGGAAGUUCUAAUCAAAACAGUAAGUACAACAAAGCGCGUUCUUGGUCUCCGCGACAAGUAGAAUUAUUUAUUGCACAACAAGUUAAAUUAUUGAAAAUCAAUGAAUCUGUUGCUCUUGAUCCCCCAACUCUACAACAAAAACUAAAAGAAAUUCUACGAGCUAAUCCAGACCAUUUUGACGUACAUUAUUUAAACUAUUUAAAUUGUUUAAGAGUGAAAGAAUACUGUGGAGCAGUAAAUAGUGUACAACACUAUUUCAGUCGUCAAACUUUUAGGGUUAUUAAUGUAGAUGAAAAAAGUAGAGGUUAUCGAUACACAUCUCUUAACAUGGCCAUAUUGAAUGCAUUUUUUAAUCAUAAUGAAGAAGCUAUAAGUUAUUUAAAAGAAAGUAUAGCAGUAGCACAUCAAGUAAAUGAUCAUGUUUGCUUACAGCAUGCACUCAUGUGGAUGUAUACAUUGAGUAAAAAGAACAAAUCAACCAUGUUGAAAUGUUCUGUAACUAGAAGUAAAGAAUUAGAAUUGCAUCAGAUCACUUCAUUUAGUUUACAAUCUAUGGCUCAAUAUUUGGUUGAAAACGCUGAAAGUCCAGCAAUAGUUUUUGAAGUAUUAAAGAAAAGUGAAAUAUAUAAUUAUUUCAAUGGUUUGACUGAUCUUCGUAUGACAAAUAACGUACAAAAAGCGGCAAUUUGGAAUACUUAUGGUUAUCAACGUAUAUCAACAAUACAUUCUUUAUUAGUUUUGGAACAUGAUCAGUGUAACAAAGAAGUUUAUAAUAUAGAGAGCAAAUGCAUAGCUAUGUGCAAUAUUAUUAAUGAUUUGAUAGCUCAUGGAGAUUAUUAUCUAGCUCCUAUCUUAAUUAAUGAAGUUUCUCAUAUUUUUCCAUACACACAUUGUAAAUUCUGGAUAAUGGCCGAACAAUAUUUAAAUUUCACCUUAGCUAUGAAUAGAGAAGAAUGGCCUAAAGCAGAAUUAGCAGCUAAACAAAUGGCUACUGUAAAUGUAACAGAAAGUGCAUUGCGAUUAGGAGAAAUGUAUUUAAAAAAAGAAGACUUUGUUGGUGCUACAAAUAUGGUAAAAGAGUUAAUGGAAAAUAAUGAAGAAAAUACAGUCUUAACUAGAUUGCGGGCAUACUUAAUUGUUUCCAAAGCUAAUGAAAGUGCAGCACUAAAUUUACUCAUGGAUGCAAAAUUGAUUGCUAUUGAAUAUCAUUUGAUGUACAUGACUGCAAUUAUAAAUGUUGAGAUAGCAAUUGUAUUGAUGAAAUAUGAUUUUCCUCAUAAAGCAUUAAGAUUAUUACAAGAGACAAAACAACAUAUUUACUGUGGCAUAAAUGUUUAUGAUAAAGCAUACACAGAUUUACAAAUCAUUAAAGCAAAAAUGAUGGUUAACAUUGUUGAUGAGUUUGAUCAUAGUCGAGAGUUUUUAAACAAAAUGUAUAGUAAAUUAAAUAAAAUCGCAGAGAAAUUUAAAUCAAUAGAAGCUAUAACUGAGUUAAAAGAAAUAACAUAUUUACAAGCAUUAAUAGCAGACGAAUUGGAUAUGAAACAAAACCGAAACAAGCAUGCAAUGGAAUUCAGACAUUUAGAAGAAUACAAAGUUCAACAGUAAUGAACGAUACAAUACAAAAUAAUUAAACAUAUUUGUAUACUAUUUUUAUGCAAAAUAACGAUAUUAUAUUGCAUUUGUACUAAUAUAAUAACUUGUAAGUUGUAACUAUGAA
Messenger RNA from Rhopalosiphum maidis (corn leaf aphid), 2395 nucleotides. It is a transcript of the gene ida, whose product is annotated as anaphase-promoting complex subunit 5. Gene Ontology annotation, cellular component: anaphase-promoting complex. Gene Ontology annotation, biological process: positive regulation of mitotic metaphase/anaphase transition; protein K11-linked ubiquitination; anaphase-promoting complex-dependent catabolic process. The record is from RefSeq and is a predicted model, not a curated record. The transcript has 2 exons. Lineage: Eukaryota; Metazoa; Arthropoda; Insecta; Hemiptera; Aphididae. The coding region runs from base 1 to 2283 and encodes 760 amino acids.